Molecule: messenger RNA, 756 nt
Organism: Trichoderma citrinoviride
Lineage: Eukaryota; Fungi; Ascomycota; Sordariomycetes; Hypocreales; Hypocreaceae
Product: pyridoxamine 5'-phosphate oxidase
Exons: 2
Coding region: 1-756 (251 amino acids)
Biological process (GO): pyridoxine biosynthetic process
Molecular function (GO): pyridoxamine phosphate oxidase activity; FMN binding
Source: RefSeq, a predicted model, not a curated record
AUGACGCAGCUAACAACUCCUCCUCCUCCCCCCGAACAAAAAGUCGCCCCAGCAGGCCACCAACCCCACGGCCAAGCCCCCCAGUUCACCCUCUCCCGCCUGCGCCGCCGCGACCUCAACCCGCACUCCCCGAUCCCCCAGUUCCACGCCUGGUUCUCCCUCGCGCAGCGCACGCCCUCCAUCUCCCAGCCCGAGGCCUGCACCCUGUCCACGGCGGAGCUGCCCUCGGGCCGCGUCUCCUCCCGCGUCGUCUACCUCAAGGAGCUCGAUUCGCAUGGCUUCGUCAUGUACACCAACCUCGGCACCUCGCGCAAGGCCCGCGACCUCGCCACCAACCCGCACGCCUCCCUCGUCUUCUACUGGCCGCCCCUCCAGCGCCAGGUCCGCGUCGAGGGCGUCACCGAGACGAAUUCCCGCGAGGAGAGCCAGACCUACUUCGACACCCGCGUCAGGGGCAGCCGCAUCGGCGCCUGGGCCAGUCGCCAGUCCACCCAAGCCAUAGAGGAGGCUGAAGAAGAAGAGGAAGACGACGGAAGGGCCCAGCUGGAAGAAUGGGUCCACGAGGUCGAGGAGCGCUUCAAGGGCCAGGACAAGAUCCCCGUGCCCGACUUCUGGGGCGGCCUCCGCCUCGUGCCGCAGCGCGUCGAGUUCUGGCAGGGCAGGGAGAGCAGGCUGCACGACCGCUUCGUGUACGAGUGGGAGGAGGGCGAGGACGGCAAGGAGGGCAAGUGGAGGCUCGAGAGGUUGAGUCCUUGA